This is a messenger RNA of Physella acuta, 1918 nucleotides long. Its product is annotated as putative maltase. Lineage: Eukaryota; Metazoa; Mollusca; Gastropoda; Physidae. Gene Ontology annotation, molecular function: catalytic activity; cation binding. The record is from RefSeq and is a predicted model, not a curated record. Gene Ontology annotation, biological process: carbohydrate metabolic process.
GAAGUCAACUAAAGAACGGCUACAGGGUUUUAACUGCUGAUACUACUAGACCAGAACUCUGUCCGCUCAGAUUCCAAGUCACUCGGCACCAACACACGGGUCUACACGGGUCUACACACGGGUCUACACACACCACGCCAUGAUGAGGCUGAUGCUCGUCUUCCUCGCUGUCUUCACCAGCUCGGGUCAUGGGUUCCUCGUGGACGACCCCGACCCGACCCCACCCCCCAUGGAGUGGUGGAAGCAGACGGUCAUCUACCAGAUCUACCCCAGGUCAUUCAAGGACUCCGACGGUGACGGCGUCGGCGACCUUCAAGGCAUCAUCUCCCAGCUGCCUUACUUCAAGUACGUGGGGGUGGAGACCCUUUGGAUCAGUCCAUUUUACAAGUCACCCCAGAAAGAUUUUGGUUACGACAUCAGCGAUCAAAAAGAUGUCGACCCCAUUUUUGGUGACAUACAUGACUUUAGGACUUUGGUGGCAGAGGCCAAGAAACUGGGUCUGAGGAUCUUGUGUGACUUUGUGCCGAACCACACCAGCGAUAUGCAUGAAUGGUUCCAGAGAAGUCUGAAGCGUGACGGCAAGUACACGGACUUUUACAUCUGGCACGACGGCAAGCUGGCGGCAAACGGCACGAGACUGCCGCCUAACAACUGGCUCAGCAACUUCGGCGGCUCCGCCUGGACGUGGCGCGAGGAGCGACAACAAUUUUUCUUCCACCAAUUUCUGCCGGAACAGCCGGACCUCAACUACAGGAACCCAGAGGUCAGGGAGGAAGUUAUGCUGAUCAUCCGCUACUGGUUGGACCAGGGAAUAGACGGGAUCAGGAUGGACGCCAUCUCUAGCCUGUACGAGGCCCAGAACUUGACAGACAACCCACCCUCGGGCAAACCUGUGCCAGCGGACGACUGGUUCUCGCUGAUCCCCCAGUACACUGACCUACAGCCGGAGCUUAAAGACGAGCUGAUCCGUUGGCAGAGCGUGUUUGACAGCUUGGAUAAACUCGACGGGAAAGAAAGGUUUAUGGUGCUGGAGGUGUAUACCAACUCAGACGAGCGGGCCAAGAUGGCGGAGUUUGGUGCCCACCCCUUCAACAUGGACAUGGUCGACAGUCUGCAGGUGCCGCUCUCUGGCAGGCAGAUCAUGGCCUUCAUCGCGCCGGAGUACAAGAACAAACCGGCGGCCUAUUGGCCAAGUUUUGUGGUCGGCAACCACGACCGUAAGAGGGUGGCCAACAAAUAUGGCCGGCAACUGAUCAACGCCUUCAACCUGCUGUUGAUGACGCUGAAGGGCACGCCCACAACUUACUACGGCGAGGAGAUCGGCAUGGAGGAGAUAACUCUCACAUAUGAGCAAUCUCAGGACCCGUGGGCCAUCAACGCUGGCCCGGACCGCUACUUGAGUGUGUCCAGAGACCUGGUCCGGUCCCCCAUGCAGUGGUCAGCAGACAGCCAGGCCGGGUUUACCAACGGCUCGAAGCCCUGGCUGCCUGUACAGGACAACUACACUCUCAUCAACGUAGAGACUGAGAAAGCUGACCCCCAGUCCCACCUGAACCUGUACAAAGAGUACGUCGCCCUCAGACAACUGGACGCCUUCAAGUUUGGCGACAUCAACGUCGAUGUGGUCACCAACGACAACAUCCUGUCCUACACCAGAUCUUUCGGGUCCGCGCGUUACCUAGUGGCCAUCAACUUCGGCCAAAGUCCGUCAACAGACGACUACAGCGUCGUCAACUCGGCCUCUGGCACUGUGGUCAGCAACACCGGAAACGUCGACACGUCACUCAGCAAGGGGUCAGGGGUCACGCUCAGCCAGUUGACCUUGAACCCUGGAGAUGGUGUCGUCAUCAAGUUAUAAAUUUGUCACAACUUUUUUUAAAAUUAUCAUUUUAAAAUGUCAUUAAACAAUUUCCAUCUA